UUUUCUCAGCAACUGCGUUUGUUCAUUUGUUUUGUAUUUGCGUCUUUACAGGGACUCCUGGAUAAGUACCUGAUCCCCAAGGCUAGCAAUGCCGAGAGCAAAGUAUUCUACCUCAAGAUGAAGGGUGACUACUACAGGUAUCUCGCAGAAGUCGCCACUGGUGAAACCAGAAAUACCGUGGUAGACGACAGCCAGAAGGCAUACCAGGAUGCCUUCGAAAUCAGCAAGUCAAAGAUGCAGCCUACCCACCCGAUCAGGCUAGGUCUCGCCCUCAACUUUUCUGUCUUCUAUUACGAGAUUCUCAAUUCACCAGACAAGGCCUGUCAACUGGCCAAACAGGCGUUCGACGAUGCGAUCGCGGAGCUGGACACACUUAAUGAAGACAGCUACAAAGAUUCCACAUUGAUCAUGCAGCUUCUGCGCGACAACCUCACUCUGUGGACCAGUGACACGCAGGGCGACGGGGACGAGCCACAGGAGGGCGGCGACAACUAACCUUCCUAAGCUUAAGUCCUUUCUAAACCUAAUAAGAACAUCCUAUUCUCUAUCGUCCCCCCGUCCCCCUGAAGUGCUCACCCAUAUGUCCAUCCACCCAGAUCCAUCCAUCCAUGUCCACCUGACCUCUUGUCCCUCGCGUACCUCGUUUCCUUCUUUCCUUCCUUCCUUCCAAUCGAAGACCUCCCUUUUCCUUAAAUCACUCUCCUUUUCAAAAAACUGAUCUUUCUCUCUUUUUCUCUCUCUAUCUCUUUCUCUUUCUCUUUUUCCUGACAUGACCGCACACUGCUGCCAAUGCCACCGCCACAGCUGCUACAUCCGGUUUGAAAAAUUCGAACGUCGAGAGCUUUCGAAUUAUUCACUAAUGCUCGAUCGUGUCUGUUCGCGAAUGAUGGCAAGAAGGAUCUUAAAGAUCGAACUUAGACUCGAAAUUGGAAUCUCGGUCGAUACUCGGGAUAGACGGAAAGGCAAGAACGUUGAUCGUGAAGCAUCGAGUCAAGAAGACUAUCAUUGGCGAGGAGAGAAGAACAAUCGAGUAGGGCGUGGAUCAUUCGGUCUCUCGCGCACGAAAUUUCUUAAAUAAAAAAGGAAUCCAUUUAUUAUUGACCCAUUUGUAUGGAGGAACAGGAAGGAGCGAAUUGUGGAUGAAUAGAGGAAAGGACAGGAGGAGACACACACACUCACAUCUCCCCUGCAUACCUUGUCUCGUUGACGCGAAAAUCAUUGCGCGAACGCGCGCGUGCAUGCAUGCACCUCAUUGUCGAUAACGCACAUAGCAGAAAAAAGAAAGCAAACGCUAGAUUAUUUGAGUUUUGCGAAUAGAAAACGAGAAAGUGAUGUACUAUUAAAGGGUAAAUCACAUCGGGACGAGACAUGGAAUGCAGAGGACCGACCGACCCACUGUCAUUACUCCCAAAAUCUGUUCGCUGCUUACCAUCUCAAAAAAGAAAAACAUUAAAGUUAAAACGAGAAAAGAAACAGCGCGGAGGUACGAGAAGAAGCGAAGAGAACGAGGAAAUGAAAAAAAAGCACGCAUGAAUCUACUGCAUUAUAUCCAGUUGUCAUUUAAAUUAAAUUUCACAUUGUCUAGCAAGUAACGAAUAUUAUUAUACGAAGGGAAGAAUGCAGGAGGAGAAAGGAGAGUAAAAACAAAUACAUUAAGUUAUUAAGUUCCAAAACAAACAACAGUGGUGACUUGAUUUUUCAAACACUGUAUCUUUUUUUUUUUUUAUUUUUUUCUCCUCUCUCUCCAACAUUACCACCAUGAUUGCGCACAUGAUAUGAUUUGCAUGCAAUUCAAUAUCUCUUCCUACGCGGAUUUUCCUCCCUUUUCCUUUUGCCACGACCGAAACCUCGCGAAUUUACUGAAAGUCCGAAGUCGCGACAGUCCGACAGUUUGGGAUUAAGUUCCUUGGAUUUCUCUUAUUACUUUUCAAUCUGUCUGUAAUUUAUCCACGGAGAGAAAAGAUUGAAUCGAUCAGGGUCGUUGGUAGCAUAUAAGUAUUAUCACAAUUGUGUUGUAACGCGAAGAGAAAGAGAAGACGUUUCUCGUCGUCGUUCUGGUCGUCGUCGCGGUCGUUCGCACAUAUUUUCCCCUAAGUUUCGUGCGAUCGUGAAACGGAAUGCGGAAGAAGGAGGACGAGGAUCUGAAGAGCCGCUCGUUUCCCCAUUGUCGUCGUCGAGCGCAGAGAUUACACACGUGCGACACGUUAUUAAGAGAUUGCAUAUUCUGGACCUUCAACUUCCUCUCGCUCUUCUAUUCGACCGCUCGUCUCUCUCUCUUUCUCUAUUAUACUAUACGCAAUUAUAUAAUAUAUACACAAAGAUAUAUAAAUAUAUUUAUAUCACGUAACUCUUAGCAAGUUUGUAGCGCGGUCGAGAAGAAUGGAGAGAGAACGAGUUAUACGCACACAACAUACACACGAAUAGAUAUAUAGCCACGUAUUUACUUUCGUCCUGCGAUAUUCAUUUCCGAGAGUUUGCGAGAAAAUUAUAUACGUGUUGCGAAUCACGAUUUACAAUUGCUUCUCGAAGAUAGCGUCGUGUAAGGUAGAGUAUCAAGGCUUCCUCGAGGGAGAGGAAGCUCGCAACGCUUGGUCCCUCGAUCGAGGUGUACACAUCGAAGAAAGUCACGGAGAAGAAUUUGCAUAUACAAUUACGAUUGAUUGAUUAGAAUAUAAGACCGAGACGAUGUGUCGAAUAAUAAAUUACGCAACGUAUUUGAAUUGAGUGUUAACAAUUUAUAUCGGACGAUUUAGGUCUUCGACGUGUACCACGUGUUUGUAACGCGAUGUAAGUAUUUCGAUCAUUGUUAACAGAAAAGAUUCUACGUUAGAGGGGAAACCGCAAGAUUCCAACGGGAGGUCUAAGACUAUCCAAAAUCACGCUCUCCGCUCGCGUUCGACAUCCCGACGCGAAGAGAAGAAAAAGAGAUAUGAAACGAGGAGCUGAAAUGCAUCCUCGUAUGCUCUUCUCGUAUAUAUAUGUAUAAUUAAGUAUAUGUAUAUACGCGCGUACUGACAGCACAUAUAUAUAUAUAUUCAUACAUACACACAUACACACAUUGUAUCACGCAUAUGUAAUAUCGCCGCCUAUGGGUGCCAGCCAGUUCUCAGCAAGUUAGUCGCUAAUUACACGUGAAUGGGUAAACGUUUUCCUGUUAUCGCGUUAAUAUUUCUCGAUGUAUAAUCGGUGUGUCUUUGUCGCAACAACAUUGUCCGUAAUCGCCGGGAAGGGGAGAAACACGCGGGAAUAACGUUCGGUUGCUAGGAAGGAAGGGGAGAAAGAGAAAAACGAGAGUGAGACGGACGCGGUGUCGAAGAGACGAUGAGCAGUGACAGCAUUCGAAUGGCGACUCUUCCUAUCCACCUUCCUCCUCCUUCCGUCAAAUGGGAGCGAGAAUGAAUACGUGUACGAUUGAAGUCUCGUGUUUAUAAUUCAUCGCCGAUAUCAGUUUCGUUUCUAUCGCAGUAGUAGAUGCGGGACGUGGAAAUCAAGCCGGUACUCUGGCAGAAAUAAUUCGCGAUUUGCGUCCAUUACAGACGAGGUCUUUUAAUGUCGAGGCAGGAUAAAAUGAAGAUAAGAUACAGAUGACAAGAAAUGAGAUGUAACGUGAAAUAAGAGUAUAUUUACGCGACUUGGAGAUCAAAUACGAUCGUGGAAAUUCUUAUGCUUGCUUCUUGUCGUUUAAAUCUUGUUCUUUCGUUUCGUUCUGCCUCGAAAUUUUGCUAUUUAAGAGACUUAAGAUCGAGGAGUCGAACGAUGAAGGCUACAGCCUACAAAUUUCAUCUCUCUGAGCCUAUCUCUUCCGGAAAGUCCUCGUUCAACGAGGGCUGGCUGGGCGAGACUGGGUGUGUGUAUGUGCGUGCGUGUGUAAUCAAAAGUGGUAAGAUACGCAGGCCAUCACGAUGCCAUCGGCCAGCGGGUCCUCAGAUAUAUCAUCCUUCUCUUUUCAUCCCCACCUCUCGCGAGUCCUCUUUCUCCUCCGAGUACAAUAGUUCCUCCUUUCGCCUCUUUCUCUUGAAUCUACUCUUCAGGGAUGUUUUCUUCAAUCUAACUUAUCCUUAUCCCGCUCACCACCCAAUUCAACAAAUCGAACGUUAACAUCUUGUGUUCUUUUCAUUUUCUGGAUAUUAUGAAUUUUCUAAAAUAAACGUUAUAUGUUUUUUUAAUAAUCCUGGCAGUGACUUUACUCGGUCGGGAGAGCUAUCCUCAUUAUCAUCAAUAUCAUCAUCAUCAUUCAUCAUCAUCAUCAUCAUCAUCCAGCAUCAUCAUCAUUAUCAUUAUCGUCAUAAUCAUCAUCAUCUUUAUCUUCAUCUUGAUCUUCAUCUUCAUCGUCAUCUUUAUCUUCAUCAUCAUUGCAUUAUCAGCGGCUUCUUAGCACGUAAAGAAUUUCUUCGACCCUCUUUACCAUCCAAGUCUCCUCCUUUUUCAAAUCGAUUAUCUCGAAUAAAAAACACGAGCUAUACUUUUUGAGGGCAAUUUGUGCGUACGUUAGCGAUCGCGAGAAGAGCGACGACGACACGUCUUUUCAUUCCACUACAAAUUCAGUCACAUGAAUUCACACGAUUUGUCCUUCGUUAUCCUGCUCCCGCUCUUUUCUUCACAUACGGAAAGCCAUUGCCAUCCAUCCAGCUACCUAUUUUCCUCCAACCAUUUAUUCUCUUCGCCUUUUCUUCCCCCUUUUCUUCCUUCUAUUCCACCCUUUUCCUCCCCGACCCAAAUUACGUUGUUCUAUUUGUAUUUAUCAUCAACCCAUCGUAAUUGUAAAUUAUAAUUAUUAUAAACGUUUACACGAAAUAAUAAAUUCUGAUAAAAUGUCUGAGAAAAAAAAACCAUAAUCCACAGUUUUGUGUGUCUUGCUUUGCGACGACGAUUGCCAUCGUACCGAAGGAGGCGUUUGUACAUGCUCGACGAUGUUUCACGAUCCCGGGACAAAAGUCGAGAUUACAUAACAUGUGGACUUCAUCGUGAAUCGUUCUAAAGGCUAAAGGAUUCCAGCAAUAUCGCUUAUCAAUAAGCUGUCUCAUUGGAUCGGAAUGACUGUCUUCUUUCAUUCUUCGGGAUCCAUCGAUUUGUUCGACACUUCGAAGCGAUUUGUUCCGUGCUUUUUGAAAGAGUAUUGAAAUCUGCGAAACGCCAAAUAAUCUGAGUAAACGCUUGAAACACGUAACAUUUUUUGAUAAAUACAUGAGAUGAUUACUCAUCGAAUAUACAAACGCUGAACGUCACAAGCGCGUUAUAGUUGUAUGUAAUAACUAAUAAGUUAAUGCUUAUUACAUACAUUUCCUAGAAACGGUUUUAUUUUAAUCUUUUAUCACGAAGUCCUACUUGCAAGUUCAUUUCCAUUCCACAAGACGAUGUUACGUCUUAUAUAAUUUUUAUCUUGCUGCUCUUUUUAUAUUUAUUUAUCAAUCAUGACUCAACGAACGACAAACGGUUCAUUGCUUUUGCGGCAGCUCGGGCGAUGGCAGAAAUUGCAGUUGCUGCAAUUCUGCCACAAAAAAUAUCAAAGAGGGAGAUAUAGAGAGAGAGAGA
Molecule: messenger RNA, 5532 nt
Organism: Temnothorax curvispinosus
Lineage: Eukaryota; Metazoa; Arthropoda; Insecta; Hymenoptera; Formicidae
Product: 14-3-3 protein zeta
Exons: 3
Biological process (GO): signal transduction
Cellular component (GO): cytoplasm
Source: RefSeq, a predicted model, not a curated record